AUGGAAAUAUCUGAACCCUCUAUUAGUAUAUUAUUUCUUAGUAAAGUUUUUACUUUGGCCCCCUAUUCUCUACAAAAGAAUGCCAAAGGAAUUUAUAUUAUUGACAAGAGUGUACCGUUUAUAUUCUAUUCAUCAUCGAUAAUUCUACUAUUGGUUUUCCUUACUUAUCGCGGUUUGUUAUUCGAUGCCAAUUCGAAUGUACCCAUCAGAAUGAAGACAGCCACUUCGAAAAUCGUUACAGCUUUGGAUGUAUCGGUGGUAGUUUUGGCAUCGGUUGCUGGAGUAUUUUGCGGCAUUACUGGUUUAAGUACCACCCGAGAACUUAAUGCACGGUUGCGAAAAGUUGACGAAACUAUUAAUGGAUUUAAGGAUGUGAAGAGAGAACGCACCAAGGCUCUGAUUUUGCUUAUAGUUCCCAUGCUGUCUAUAACAAUUUUAUUGGGUUUGGAUAUUGGAACAUGGCUUCGCAAAGCCGCCUCCAUGAAAAUACACGAAGACGAUGAAACAGAUAUGAACAUCAAAUGGUAUAUACCAUUUUAUAGUUUAUAUUUAGUGUUAACCGUUUUGCAUAUAUCCUUUGCCAAUACGACAUUUGGUCUGUGGACACGUUUCAAGGGUUUAAAUUGUUUAUUGCGGACAUCAUUCCUACCACAUGUUCGUGUCAAAGAACCACAAUUGGCAAAAAAUCCAAAAAUUACCACGGUCAAGGCGAAUUCAACGGUGAGCAGUUCGUCAUCAUCGCUGGCAUCGGAGAGUUAUCAACAAAAUGGUUCAGGGAAAACCAAAUCAUUGCUAUUGAAAUUGAUGGCGGAGACCCAUGAGUCCUUGGGUAAAUGUGUUAAAUUGGUAUCAAGCUAUUAUGGUAUGGCAAUUCUGAUUAUACUUGUCUCGUGUUUCCUACAUCUCCUGGCCACUGCUUAUUUCCUUCUAAUUGAGCUAUUCAGCAAUAAUGAUAGUGGUUAUGUUUGGCUCCAAAUUCUGUGGAUCUUUUUCCAUGCUCUACGCUUGUUGGCUGUGGUGGAACCCUGCCAUCGUUUAACUGUGGAAUCUACACAAACUAUACAUAUAAUUUGUGAAAUUGAACGUACCAUACAUGAUUCCAUAUUGGCUGAGGAGGUUAAAAAGUUUUGGCAACAAUUAUUGGUUUAUGAGCCUCGAUUUUCAGCCUGUGGCUUGUGUUUGGUGGAUCGAAAUAUUUUGGCGGCGAUGUUCUCUGGCAUUGCAACAUAUCUGGUCAUUCUAAUACAAUUUCAAAAAUCUAAUGGGUAA
Molecule: messenger RNA, 1269 nt
Organism: Musca vetustissima
Lineage: Eukaryota; Metazoa; Arthropoda; Insecta; Diptera; Muscidae
Gene: Gr43a
Product: gustatory receptor for sugar taste 43a
Exons: 10
Coding region: 1-1269 (422 amino acids)
Biological process (GO): sensory perception of taste
Cellular component (GO): axon; dendrite; membrane
Source: RefSeq, a predicted model, not a curated record